Molecule: messenger RNA, 6407 nt
Organism: Cheilinus undulatus (humphead wrasse)
Lineage: Eukaryota; Metazoa; Chordata; Actinopteri; Labriformes; Labridae
Gene: cxadr
Product: CXADR Ig-like cell adhesion molecule
Exons: 7
Coding region: 102-1229 (375 amino acids)
Biological process (GO): homotypic cell-cell adhesion
Cellular component (GO): basolateral plasma membrane; intercalated disc; bicellular tight junction
Molecular function (GO): cell adhesion molecule binding
Source: RefSeq, a predicted model, not a curated record
UGGAUGCUUCGGUGGAGCUGGGCUGCCGCUUCUCACUUGAAUUCAGCACAAGUUAUCGAAGCAAGUUUCAGAGAAGAGUAGGUGGAAUAUCUGGACCAGGAAUGGAGCUGUGGAUAGCGCGGGUCUGCUGUGUUUUUGUCAGCCUGUUUUCAGGUCUGGCCUGUGGUCUGGAGAUCGUAUCUACAGGACAGACUCCAAUUGAGAAGGCAAGUGGUCAGAGCGUGAAGUUGGACUGUCAGUUCACUCUGGCUGCUGAAGACGCAGGACCACUGGAUAUUGAAUGGAGCUUAUUAUCAUCCGACAACCAGAAAGAGGACAAAGUGGUGAUAUUUUACUCAGGUGACAGAGCGUAUGUAGACCACUACCCCCCCAUGAAGGGUCGAGUCCACUUCAACUCACCUGACCCCAAGAACGGUGACGCCUCCAUCAACCUGACGGGGUUGAAGUCGUCAGACUCGGGUACCUACCAGUGCAAGGUGAAGAAGGCUCCGGGUAUCAAAAGCAGGAAGAUGCUGCUCAUCGUCAUGGUGAAACCGUCCAAGCCCAGGUGCCACGCUGAAGGCCCCACGCAAGAAGGCAAAGAUAUUGUGUUGAGGUGCUUAUCCAACGAGGGCACCAGCCCCCUGCAGUACAGCUGGGAGAAGACCAGUCACAACAAGCUGCUCCCUGCCUCCGCUGUGCUGGAUCCUUUGGCAGGAACUGUUAACGUGAGGAACGCAUCUGCCAGCGCAUCUGGUACCUACCGCUGCACCGUCACCAACCGUGUGGGCACUGAGGACUGUAUACUGCAUCUGAACGUGACACCUCCUCCCAACACUGCAGGGAUCAUUGCAGGAGCCAUAAUUACAGUUCUGCUGAUCCUCCUCAUUAUUGCCAUCAUCCUCUUCUGCUGCUGCCGUGCCCGUCACAGGAAGAAGUACGAGAAAGAGAUCUGCAACGAGAUCAGAGAGGACGUCCCUCCACCAAAGAGUCGUGUAUCCACGGCACGCAGCUUCACCGUGGGCAGCCAGCGCUCCUCCCUAGGCUCCAUGUCGCCUUCCAACCUGCACGAGUACGCCCUCAAACCUCAGUACGACAAGAUCCCCUCAUCGGAGGAGUACGAGCGGCCUCCUAGCCACGCUCCUCUCCCGCCGCCCACCGCUGCCAAAAUGGCCGGCCCUAACCUCAGCCGCAUGGGGGCCAUCCCCGUCAUGAUCCCUGCACAGAACAGGGACGGCUCCAUCGUCUAGCCUGAGGGGAGGGUGAAGCGAGAGGAGGGAUCGGAGGAAGAAAGAGGGACUUAAAAAAAUGAAGAUGGGCUGCCUCGGCUGACUUUUAGCUCUUCAUUAUUUACACAAUGAGAGUUUUCUCCUCUUAUGAAGACCGGCUCUGCUGUGGUGCAGAAGAGAUGAAGAGUUUUACUGGAAUCACAACAGAGCACAUUAACUUUUUAUCAAAUACAAAUACAAAAAAAAAAACCUUUUAUGAAUUUUACUUCCUGGACUUUGUCACAGAAAAAUGAAUUAGUGUGGAUAUAAAGACGAAUGGUCAAUAUACAAAUUCUAUUGUACAUAAGUGAAUGCAUGUUUUUCUUUUUUUUCAUAUAGAUGGCCCUCGCUGUAGAGAUACUGUAUGUUUAAAACAGAUCCAGGACCCUUGCUGGCCAGCAGUGCAGCUGUAUGCAUGCCUGUUUGUAUAGACCUGCAGCUGUAUGUGAGUGUGAAUGUGAACGGGAGUUUGGGAAAUGUAUAGCUCAUUAUUCUCUUUUAACGCCUACUUGACAAUUUGAUCAUAUUCAGGCUUGUCCGUCUCCACCUGUUCCAGACGGACUUUUAUUCCCACAAAUGUCACAGAAAAUUGGAUGUUAUUCAGAGAAAGAAUCAUAGAUUUCAGAGUUGAAAUAUUUAGGUCAGCCGUUUUCUGUUGAACCGUUUGAAUCAUCCAGUCUGGGUGCACUUUGGGGGUAAAGCUGUCAGGAUUGGCUGCUGGCACGGGGGAGGUUCAGGCCACUUCAUGUUCUGAUUGGCUGGAUUAUUGCUUCUUGACCGAGCUUAAAAAACAAUAAAAGCCCCCCCAAUCCCUCCCCUGCAGAUCUUAGAGGAGGUAGUAUAUGUGGGAACACAGGGGGCAGCUGGACAGCAAGGUUCACCGAGCAAUCCGCUUUGAUUAAGUUUGACUGUCAACAGGCCCCUAAACCCCCUGACCAGCAGAACCCGCCGCUCUCCCACACGCCAUAUUAGGAAGACAACACCAAGUCUUAAUCAUCAUCUGGAGUAUCAGUGGCCCCUGUUAGAUCUGCAGCGUGUGUAAUCCUCCUUAUUAGCAUUACAAGGAGCCAAUAUCUUGAUUAACCUUCUCUCUGUGGUCAAUAGGAAACCUCGCAUGGCUCUCACAGUGUUAAUUGGACUUUUAAAUGAAGGAUGUAGGGCCGGCUUUCAUGAAGAAAAAGCCCACGCAGAGGAACAAAUGUGAAAAGCCUGUGAAAGCUGAAGGCUACUGCUCUGAAACCACUUUACAACCGCUGUGGCUGGGCUUCGUUUUGCUCUGGACAACAGCAGAGAUGUUCUCAUACCGUAUUUUCUUUCAGAUAUCAGAACCUGGAUUUACUGGUAAGGAGAUUUAUUGUAUACUGCAGAAAACGUCAGAUCUUAGGACAUGUAUUUACCUAAUUUCUAGUAAAUCUCAUAAAGGGCACCACUGACUUGGUAUUGUGUCCGCAUGGGUGGGAGUUGCCCUCCUUAAGAUGGGUGGCUCUGACCAGGUCUGGCCUAUGGCUUCUUACUUUAUCAUUCCCACUCUGUGGCAUCCAGCUCUCUCUGCUGUCCUACCCCUCCUAUAGUGGCAUAAAAACCCCCAAAAUACAUCUUUAAAAAUACAGAUAUCUCUCAUAUGCUUUCUAUAAGCUCAAUUUGCUUGACAAACUUCUCACUUCAAGACAAUACAAGCAAAAACUAAAGGCCUGAUUUAUACAUCCUGAGUAAAAUGAUCUGCCAAGAAUGCAGCAAGAACAUUUUAUUGUUUAUCUUGCAUUUAGAGGCGUUUGAUAAUGCCUUACUUUGCUUUUUAUAUCUUGAAUUAAGAUCUUUAUCUAGAUUUGCCAAAUGAAUUUGGCUUAUAUGCACAGCUUUUUACAACAUGAUUUAAAGCUAACAGAUACUGCAUACCAUUCCACUUUAGUUUUUCUUUCAUGUUUAUUUGCAUAGGAACAAGUCAUUUAGUUUGCUGAUCUGAUCCUUUUUCAAUGCCAUGUCUCUAAAAAUGAUACAAUCUCUGCCAUUUUAAUGAUAUCAAAAAGUGACAAAAUCUAAAAAAUAAAAAAAUAAAACACUUUAAAUUCACAAGAUAGAAAAAUGAAACUUAAAAAAUUGCAUGCAAGCUCUUGUAUGCUGCAUCUCACAAAAAUAUUAGCUAUAUGAAAUUAAGACAGUGUGCAGGGGAUUGCAUGGUAAUUAAAAACAAGAAUUUAUCCAACACUGGUUGUCAAAGACUUCUUGUAUUAUUUUUGUUAUAUCUACACAACAGCAGCCAGUAUAAAAAUAUUAGUUUUUAACAAGUAUCAAUGUGAAGUUAAAAUGUUUGGUAUUAUGGCAAGUAUGAGGUAAACUGAUGUCACACUACAGCAUUAAAAGCCUUGGCUCUUUAGCAGUGCCUGUCCUCAGAUGGUUUUUGAAAACAUGUGAUAUCAGAUUUUUAAACCAGUUUGACAGUCACUAUUGCGAAAGAAUCAGGAAAUUAUUCAAAGGACAAAUACAGUUUUUCUAUUUGGGGCAUUGUUCAGACAAGUCUCUUCACAAUGUUUGCACAGGAGCAUCACUUGACACUACUUUUUCAGUGUUUUUUUUUACCCCAAAUAUAUUUCUAGAGUGUUUCAUUUCUUUUUAAAACUUCUUAAAUAAUCAACGCAGGAUGACUCAUAACCUAAAAAAACUGAGUAAUGUAAGCGACAGCUAAAGCGCCUUCGACAGCUGAAGCAUCAGAGAAACACUCAUAUUUAACUUUUAACAUCCAGAGUAAUUCUGAUGAACACUUCAAUCCUCUGGAGCUCUGCAGUGCUGUUGUUUGCCAUCAAUUAAUGAUAGAACACCUCAGCCAGUUCUUGUUUGGUGGUGCAGAAACAUUGGUAGUGUUAUCUGUGAGAAACUAGCAGUAGAAUUGCAACCAUUGACUGUAAAGAUAUUGGAUAAAGUCUGAAUGAUGUCCCUCAUUCAGUUAUUGCAGCUGUCUUUUGAGACCAAACCGUGAUGUUUGCUGUUGUUUCAGCCUAAUUACGUAAAAUUUGUAUCCUCUUUUUUUAAGAUUUAUUGGGGUUUUUUCAUGCCUUUAGCAGAAAGGAGGAAAGUGGAUAGAGCUGAAAGAAGGGCUGAGUGAGUCAGGAAUGACAUACAGAAAAGGAGCAACUGGUCGGUCUUGAUCCCCAGCUGCCUGCUUAAAUGGAGCCUGACCUUAACACGAGGACAUCUGCACCCCUUUUAGUACCCUUUUAAAACUCAAACGGACAAACUGCAAAAACGCUGGCUUCCAUACAGCAUUUGCCCAUAAAACAUUCACCAUUCUAACUGCAAUGGUUUACUCUGCCUGGCAGCAAACAUGCUUACUUCUAUUAUAAAAAUGGGAAUGGUGAGGUAUGUAUGUGACUUCUACUGCCUCAAAUAGACAUCUGAGGAACUACAGGGUUGUUUUUCUUCUGCUUUGGCUUCAUUUUCCAACACCCGAGGUCAUCCCUUGAUUCUAACCCUCCUUGUUGCGUUCAAAAGGCUUUUCAUGACAAGUGAAGGCACUGGAUCAGUGCAUUGACUUGCAUAUUGCUCACAAAGAAUCCCACAUCCAUCUGUAUAAGGCAUUUCUGGGCUGCAUGGUGGUGCAGUGGUUAGCGCCUCAUAGCCCAGGUUCCUGAUUUUGAGUCCUGAUUGGACAGAGCCUUUGUAGGUGGAGUUUGCAUGUUCUUCUUUUGCAUGCAGGGGUUCUCUGCAGGUACUCCAGCAUCCUUCCACAGCCAAAUAUGCUUUUUAGCUAAAUUGCCCGUAGUUGUGAGUGAGAAUGGUUGUUUUUCUCCUCAUGUUAACCCUGUGAUUGACUGGUGACCAGUCCAGGGUGUACCCCAUGUUAUGCCCCAUGACAGCUGGGAUUGGCUUCAUGGUCAGUGUGAUUUACAGAUUUACCCCCUCUGCAGCACCCAAAAACAGGACAAAUGGUACAGAUAAUGGAUGGAUCGAGGCAAUCCUGAUAACUUAGUGGUACAGGAACAACUGUUUUAUUUUAUAAAUGUUUUGUCAGUCUGUCAGUGUUCUUUACUAUUUGACAGUCCUCUAAAUUUGUGGGUUAUUCCACUCUCAAACAUCCCAUCAUCCAUUGUUUGUUGAAGUAAUUUGCCUCUUAUCUGCAACAAAAACAGUACGACUACUUUGAGUGUUUCUUUUUCUCUGAAGCCUUAUUCUACUCCUUAUUUCUUCGCCUUACUCACGCCUCCCCUCAGUGCACCUCUGUACAGCCCUCACAGCUGGACUUUUACUGACUCUAUUGUGCCUUGUUGCCCCGGUUGAAUAGUUUCAUAGCGUCCCGCAGGAGCUAUGUGCCGUAGCAUCAUCCUGAGCGGCCGUCACAGCCACUAGAACAACAUAUUUAUCAGUACACAGUGAGAAUAUUGAUUGUUUUCUGUUGGAUUUCCCACACACGAUCACCUCAAACCAAUCCUCUCAUCGCUUCAAACACAUCCAUCACUGUCUUAAAGCUUUUGUUUUUGUAUUCCAAACAUGACUUCAUGUUUUUUUUUUAUUUAAAGGAAGUAAAUCUGUGUUUUUUUUAUGGUUCUGGCUGUUUGUAUAAUAUCCUGUUGAAGUAACCCUAUCUAAUCAACACACAGUGGAAUGAUAAAAGAUGAUGUUUGUAUGUAAAUGUGAUGCUCUGCCGUGCUGUGCUUGGCAAAUUAUAUCUAAAACAGAAGAGGAGGGGCGGUGUGGGUCUCCUGAGUGAGUCUGUGUGAGGCGUUUGUGUGCGGUUUGUUGGAUGUAAGAGGAGGUGACAUUCGUAGAAACAUCUCUGCCUCUGUUCUUCCUGGUAGAUUGGACGUACGUGUUUUCUAACACAGAGGAAAGUGAGACGGAGGCAGAGAAAUUACAUCUGUCACUUCGUCUCGCCAUGUCUGUAAGUGUGAGAGCGAGUGUAUCGUCCAUGGCGGGAGUGUGUGUUCAGGAAGCGCCCCUGUAGGAUUCUAGUUAGACUCUCACCUGCUGAUGAACUGUACAGAGCUGAGAGGGAGAGCGUGUCCCUCUGUGUGCUCACAUUAAUUACUAACAAUAUUAACUGUAGCUUUGAAAUCAGCGUACUAAUACUGUAUGAAGAUCUCCUUUGAGGUUUGCACUCUGUGCGGAAACCGUUUUUUCUUUUUUUGUGUGUAUUUUUGUGCUGUAUUUUUGAAUAAUAAAAGUCCA